Penaeus vannamei (Pacific white shrimp) is the source of this 1007-nucleotide messenger RNA. The record is from RefSeq and is a predicted model, not a curated record. Lineage: Eukaryota; Metazoa; Arthropoda; Malacostraca; Decapoda; Penaeidae.
GCUGUGGCUGAGGGAAGGUCAAGGAAACGGGUCAAGAUAAGAGAAGUCCCAAUGGAUUUCGAUAAACCUUCUCCCUUCCCUCUCCACGCUGAGCUUUCGCCGGACACCAUGGAUUGGGUGACGGAAAAUUAUGUGAAGCACCACAAGGAGCCCAUUUGCAACCCGAUUCCUGAGGGAGGAGGUGGAGGCCUAUACGGAGGUGGACCUCGAGGGGUGGUGAGCUGGAGACGUUUCACGGAGGAGGUUAUGGAGGAAUAUGUGGAAGUGGGUAUGGGAGUGAGUUAUACAGAGUGCCUGAAGGAGGAGGAGGAGGAGGCUGCAGUGGAGGGGCCGGCGAGCUCAUGGGCGUCCCCGGGGCAUCCAAGAGCACCAACGAAGGCCAAUCACCGAAGGGCAGGACCCGGCUGAUACAAAGUCCCACAGAUUCCUUCGACUUCCUCAGCAGAUACCAACAGGAAGAGGAGGUAUUAGCCCCACCCACGGAAGAGAAUGGAGGGGAAGAAGAAGAUAAAGACGAGGGAAUGACGUGGAGGGAUGAGAGUGUACGGCGAAGAGAGCGUCCGGUGGAGCAAUUGGCCAAAAGGAAUUCAUUCGCAGGGGAUUUUGGCUUCAAAGUGUCCUUCAAGGAGGAAGGGAACGUCAAGAGCUUGCAAGAUGGCGACGGCGCUCAGCACCUCUUUACCAUCGCAGGAUUCCCGAUCUCCAUCCGAAUCGAACACUCCGCCCCCUCCGACACGCCCAUCAGGUUUCUGGUGGUGUUUACGGAUCCCUCUCACUCGGCCACGCCCAUUCGCCUCUGCCGGACUCACAAGGAACAGCAGCUCGAGCACGACCUCAUACUGAAGGUUAAAGGGGCGUUUCCGAGCGGCCCGUCCUGGCGACGGAGCCCCACCUCUCCUGCCUGGUGACCCCGUGGGAGGCCGACCCGCAGGUUUUCCACGCGCAGCUCCGCUUCCUCUGCUUCAACUCCUGCUUCAAGAGGAAAUGACCCUCAUCGUCCAGCUGAG